Messenger RNA from Doryrhamphus excisus (bluestripe pipefish), 2985 nucleotides. Its product is annotated as heterogeneous nuclear ribonucleoprotein R-like. Gene Ontology annotation, molecular function: RNA binding. NCBI's taxonomy places the organism in Eukaryota, Metazoa, Chordata, Actinopteri, Syngnathiformes, Syngnathidae. The record is from RefSeq and is a predicted model, not a curated record.
UCUCGCGAUGUCUCCCCGUUGUUCACCGUCGACGAGACUAGCUGUCUGGAAAUUUGUCUCGUGGGUUCGACACAAAACAUUUCUUCACAUUUUUCCUCCCGUUACCAGGCACUGUAGUUGUGUUACAAAUUAAAACACGCUACUGUCGUUUUUCGGAAUUAAACCGGAGAAUGGCUGCCGCUGAGGUGAACGGUAGUUCUGCCCUAAUAAAGGAGGAAGAAGAACCCAUGGACGUAACGGGAACACUCUCGGAGAGCUACCAGACACUCAUUGAUGCUGGGCUCCCGCAGAAAGUGGCCGAAAGCCUCGACAACAUCUUUCAGACAGGCUUGGUGGUGUAUGCUGAAUUAGACGAGAGGGCUAUCGACGCCCUGCGCGAGUUCAGCGAGGAGGGUGCACUCGCUGUGCUGCAGCAGUUCCGAGAGAGCGACCUGUCACAUGUGCAGAACAAGAGCGCGUUCCUCUGCGGGGUGAUGAAGACGUACCGACAGAGAGAGAAGCAAGGCAGCAAAGUACAAGAGUCCACCAAAGGGCCGAACGAAACAAAAAUAAAGGCUCUUUUGGAGCAGACAGGAUACACUCUGGACGUCACCACGGGACAGAGGAAAUACGGUGGCCCCCCACCUGAAGAGGUUUUCAAAGGAGUUCAACCUGGGAUUGGGACAGAGGUGUUUGUCGGGAAAAUCCCGAGGGAUUUGUACGAAGACGAGUUGGUGCCACUCUUUGAGUCUGCCGGCCCCAUCUGGGACCUAAGGUUAAUGAUGGACCCACUCUCUGGUCAAAAUAGAGGUUACGCCUUCAUUACGUUUUGCAAUAAGGAUGACGCACAAAAGGCUGUGAAGCUCUGUGAUAACUGUGAAAUUCGCCCUGGCAAGUACUUGGGAGUGUGCAUAUCCGUUGCCAACAAUCGCCUGUUUGUCGGAUCCAUCCCAAAGAAUAAGACUAGAGAAAGUAUAUUAGAAGACUUCGGCAAAGUUACAGAGGGUCUCCAAGAAGUCAUUUUGUACCAUCAGCCAGAUGAUAAGAAAAAAAACAGGGGAUUCUGCUUCCUGGAGUACGAGGACCACAAGUCGGCCGCACAGGCACGCCGCCGGCUCAUGAGUGGAAAGAUCAAGGUGUGGGGGAAUCCAGUCACUGUUGAGUGGGCGGACCCUGUCGCCGAACCAGACCCUGAGGUUAUGGCAAAGGUGAAAGUGCUCUUUGUCCGGAAACUGGCCACAGCCGUGACGGAAGAGCUCCUUGAAAAGACGUUCUCCCAGUUCGGAAAACUGGAGCGAGUGAAGAAACUGAAAGACUACGCCUUUGUUCAUUUCGAAGAAAGGGACGCCGCUGUGAAGGCUAUGGAUGAGAUGAACGGGAAGGAGCUCGGAGGUGAAGAAAUUGAGAUAGUCCUAGCGAAGCCUCCGGAUAAGAAGAGGAAAGAACGCCAAGCAGCCAGGCAGACCUCCAGGAACGUGGGGUACGACGACUACUAUUACUACCCGCCUCCACGCAUGCCGCCGCCGGGGCGUGGUCGAGGGCGCGGUGGCCGGGGUGGGUUCUCCUAUCCGGCAGAUUACUAUGGCUAUGAAGACUAUUAUGACGACUACUAUGGCUAUGACUAUCACGACUACCGCGGCGGCUACGAAGACCCUUACUACGGCUACGAUGACAUAUACAGCAGCAGAGGGCGUGGCAGCCGCCCCAGCAGGGGCGUGCCGCCUCAAUCCCGGGCCCGCGGGGCGCCGCCGACACGAGGCAGGGGAGGCUACGCCCAAAGAGGGCCGCCCCUGGGCGCACCGAGGGGCACCCGCGGAGGCCGAGGAACCCCGUUCCAGCCGCAGAGAGGCCGCGGGCCCCGCGGGGCCCGGGGGAACCGCGGCGGAAACGUCGGCGGCAAGAGGAAGGCGGACGUGUUCAACCAGCCGGACUCCAAGCGCCGCCAGACCAACAACCAGCAGAACUGGGGGUCCCAGCCCAUCGCCCAGCAGCCCCUGCAGCAAGGGGCCGACUAUUCCGGUAACUAUGGUUACAGUAAUGACACCAUGGAGUUUUCACAGGAUUCUUAUGGGCAACAAUGGAAGUAAUUGACGACACACACACACAAAAAAAAAUAGAUUGGCCGUAUUUGUUGAUUGACUUUUUACUCAUCAUCAUCAUCAUCCCUCGUGACAAAUUUGUAUGUCCUUAAUUUAAUUAAAAAGCCCCCCCAAUUGGCUUUAAUAUUGCAGCUGUGAAUGGUUAGCUUGUGGUGAAUCAUGUACAGUGACAUCGGGACAGCUCUUAUUACCUAAAAUUUAUUGAUUACCUUAAAAACCAACAGUGGACAUUCAUUCUCAAUUAGUCUUAAAAGGGACAUUUUCCAAAAAAAAAAAAAAAAUGACAUUACAUUGCCUUGCAGGACAUUUGUGUCCAUGCCCCCCCCCCUUUUAUUGUACUCCCCUUUAUUUGUGGUUCUCGUGGCUAAAAAUCCACAUCAGCCACGUACGCCGCGCCUCACAGCCGUCAAUAGCAGACAUCACACUACGCUACACGAGUUACACACACACUGUUUUACCCAAACCAGGAUAUUGUUAUUCCUACCAAUGUGUCAUCCUAACGGAUGCAAUGUUGAUGCGCGGCACACGUGCCUGAUGUAUUUUAAGCAUCAUAGUUACUUGGGGACUUGCUUGUAUAUAAAUGCUUACCGUUUAGAGCUUCAGAUUUCAUUUGUUUUUUUUUGCAACAGUGGAGAAAAGAAUCCACAAAGGAGAAGGACAAAAAAAAAAAACGACAUUUUGUAAGUGUAUGUUUAGCUUUUCUAGAGGUCAUCAAAUUGUGAUUUUCUUUUUUUUUUUUUUUUUUUAUUAAUUGAUACCAUCAUUUCCUGUUUUCUCUGAAAUUGCCCAAUUUAGAAUUUGGUUUGGCUUACCUUAAGAGCCAUAGCAGUUUGUUCUCUGAUGUUACUUGUAUUUAUAACUUCUGCGUUUGUUCCGUUUCAAUAAAACUCAGCUGAGAAUCAAUCAA